Molecule: messenger RNA, 3352 nt
Organism: Betta splendens (Siamese fighting fish)
Lineage: Eukaryota; Metazoa; Chordata; Actinopteri; Anabantiformes; Osphronemidae
Gene: peli2
Product: pellino E3 ubiquitin protein ligase family member 2
Exons: 6
Coding region: 211-1512 (433 amino acids)
Biological process (GO): protein polyubiquitination; regulation of Toll signaling pathway
Molecular function (GO): ubiquitin protein ligase activity; protein binding
Source: RefSeq, a predicted model, not a curated record
CGCCGGUGGUACGUUCCGGCCCCGCUCCUCGCUGUUUUCGUAUCUGCCUCAGAGCGGAUCCAACCGCCAACUAAGUUACAUUUUUGUCAUGGCGAGCUGAAGAAGUUCGGGAGCCGCGUGUUUACAGGAAGCCGGACGUGUUUGGGCCGCGGGCGCACGAGCAAUGAGCGCGCGACGUGGCGCGUGAAGGGGAGAAAGUCAACGCAGCCGAUGUUCCACAGCGAAGCCUCGAGCCUCAUGUUUUCGUCGAGCCAGGAGGAGAACUGCGCCCCGUCCAAAGACCCGGUGAAGUACGGGGAGCUGGUGGUUCUGGGGUACAAUGGCUCGCUGCCCAAUGGAGACCGCGGUCGACGGAAAAGCAGAUUCGCGCUGUACAGGAGGAACAAAGCCAACGGAGUGAAGCCGAGCGCCGUGCACAUCCUCAACUCGGCGCAGGCCAAUAAGGCUGUACACUGUAAAGGCCAGCACAGCAUCUCCUACACGCUGUCCAGGAACCACACCGUAGUGGUGGAGUACGGCCACGACAACGACACAGACAUGUUCCAGAUCGGGCGCUCCACAGAGGCUCCUAUAGACUUCGUGGUGACGGACACGGUCGCGGGCGGCCAGGAGGGGGAGGAGACGCCCAUCACGCAGAGCACCAUCUCCCGCUUCGCCUGCAGAGUCGUCUGCGAGCGCAGCCCUCCCUUCACCGCUCGCAUCUACGCCGCCGGCUUUGACUCCUCCAAGAACAUCUUCCUGGGGGAGAAAGCGGCCAAGUGGAAGAACCCUGACGGGCACAUGGACGGCCUGACCACCAACGGCGUGCUCGUGAUGCACCCCAGAGGCGGCUUCACCGAGGAGUCCAAGCCCGGCGUGUGGAGGGAGAUCUCCGUCUGCGGGGACGUCUACACGCUGAGGGAGACCCGCUCCGCGCAGACCCCGGGCAAACUGGUGGAGAACGAGAGCAACGUCCUGCAGGACGGCUCCCUGGUGGACCUGUGCGGGGCCACGCUGCUGUGGCGCACGGCCGAGGGCCUCUUCCACACUCCCACCCAGAAGCACCUGGAGGCGCUGAGGCAGGAGAUCAACGCGGCGCGGCCCCAGUGCCCCGUGGGCCUCAACACGCUGGCCUUCCCCAGCAUGCAGCGCAGCCGCGCCCUCUCCUCCCUGGAGGACAAGCAGCCCUGGGUGUACCUGGCGUGCGGCCACGUGCACGGCUACCACAACUGGGGCCACUGUCCGGACCACGAGCCCAACGCGCAGCGGGAGUGCCCCAUGUGCCGCGUGGUGGGGCCGUACGUGCCGCUGUGGCUGGGCUGCGAGCCGGCCUUCUACGUGGACACGGGGGCGCCCACGCACGCCUUCGUGCCGUGCGGACACGUGUGCUCGGAGAAGUCGGUCAAGUACUGGGCGGAGAUCCCGCUGCCGCACGGCACCCACGCCUUCCACGCCGCCUGCCCCUUCUGUGCCACCCAGCUCAGCCUCGCCCAGGGCUGCUCCAAGCUCAUCUUCCAGGGCCCGGUGGACUGAGCGCAGGGUGCUGCUCCGGCGGAGGAGAUUCGUCAGGAAUGCCGACAUGCUGUGAAACUGUUCAAAUUAUUUCAUGCUGUUUUUGGGACGUGUGAGCCAGCUGUGGAACGGGAGAAGUCUUCUCAAGUUGUGGUCAUGUACUGUGGAUUCUGCACAACGGAGCCGUGACAGGUGUUCGGAGCCACCGUGGGAGCUCGGCGCCGGGGUCCGCCGGACCGAGGGACCGGUAAAGACGGCUCAGUGGUGCGAGAAAGAGGGGGAUGACGGACUUCCUGGUGGGUUUGAGUCACAUUCUUCCAGAGCCAGACAGCUGGACUGUUGGCUGGGCGACAAACCCGCAGGAACUGGAAGAGUAGCGACGGAGCAGCCGCGUCCCCCGUCGGCCCCCGACUCUUAAUGUCAUCAAGAUCAUGUAGCUGAAGGUGACUCCUAUUUACCAAGCAAAUGUGGGGUGGGGGUUAAGUGAUGCUUUUUGUGUACAGACAUUCACCCUAGUGCCUCUGAUCCCUUUGUAAUGUGGGUAUAUUUUUCACAAAUGAAAAGAGAGUUUUAAACACGGAGGUCGUGAGGAACUGAAAGCCCACAUGGAUUCUUCUCUUCAUUUUUAUCUGACAGAGCUAUUUUACUACACUGAGGCCCUUUCACUGUUUUGUAAUGCAAAUGUUAAUAUAUUUUUCUCCUGCAGAAAUGAUGCGGCAGAACGCGAGUGUGUGUGCACAAAUGUGAGUGUGUGUGUCGGUUCUGGCUGCACGCGUGCCCUUGGGCUCUCGCUUGAAUUGCCCCGCGUCAUUCACUCCCCGGCCCCUUUCUAUGAGCUCACCCACCGCCUGAAGGCUGCCAGAGAAACGACUCGCUCAGUCGGUGGCUUUUAACGCGCGUAGGUAACGUUUGCAGUGAAGGGACGCGUUGGAACUGAACCAUGUGCACCAGACGAAGCUUUCUCGCUCGCUCGCUCGCCCACUCGCUCUCCACCACACUCACACGUGUUGCAUUCUGUUAGCUUUACUCCGUGCUGGGUCCGAUCCAAUGGUUUCUACACUGUCAAACCUGGGCACAGUCUCCGCAGCAUCCAGAGAUUAAACCAAAAGCAAGGAGGAGCCGAUUCUCUCCAAGCCAAAGUGUUCCUGGAACAGUCCUGAAGCAAACUGCUGCUACGGUGGAUCGCUGUGGAUCCCAGUCACGGCUGUAGCACGCACCCGCUCUGGGAAGAACGAUAUUGGGACACACAAAGCCAAAUUUGGUUUCGUUCUGUUGUUGCGAAUGAGUGGAGCGGCAGUGGAGCUGAAACGAGGAACCCGGGACGAAGCUGUGGGUUCUUCAGCGACGUUGGCAGACUGUGCCCAAACAUCGACCGCAGGCAAACGCAUUGACGGCUACGUCACUAUUAUAGCAUUUGGGUUGUUUUUGCUGCAUUAUAAUAAAGUUUAGGAGCAUUAAAAUGGUAAAAACUUAAUUAAGGUUUCACAAACGUGUACUGUUCCAGCUGUGAUUGAAGCUGAUUUGGUUCCAUGUAGAAAGACACGUGCCCAGCGUUUAAAACCAGCAUCCGCAGCAUCUCUCGGCUGCUUCUGGCCCUGCAGGGUCACGCACUAGGCCCCACGCGCCACAGUAGCAUUCCAACACUGGGCUCAAACACUGCGCCCUUUGCUUAAGGCUGCGUCCUGUUAACAGCUGCCGCUAACAUUCCUCCCUGGUGAACACGGGUGGGGCUUCAGUCCACCCAAGGGCUUGUUCUCCCAUUUAUUGUAUUGUCUCUUGCAGGAACUUUGUACACAAGCCAUAGAAUGCACUGAUGCUCCCAAUGCCUCUAUUGCAAAGAAUAAAAUAUUUUUUAAAACCA